AAUGUGCAAGUAUUCAGAGCCACAUGCAUGUUAACACACGAGUUUAUAAUGUUUUAUCAUCUGUGUCCUCCAGCAAUGAAGUUUAUUUGUUUGACUCUGCUGAUUAUUACUGGAAUCACAGAUUCGAGAUCAGAGCAGUAUGAAGUAGUUGGAUCUUCUGAUCCUGUUCUUGCUGUAUCUGGUGAAGAUGUGAUUCUGCCCUGUUCAGUCAAACCUCUCAUGAGUGUUGUGGACAUGAGAGUGGAGUGGUUUAGACUUGAUCUGAAAGACUCAGUAGUGCAUGUUUAUGAGGAUCAUGUAGACAAAAAUACAGACCAGAGUCAGUCCUACAGAGGAAGAACAAAACUGAUACAUCAAGAACUACAGAGAGGAAACGCAUCACUCAAACUCUCAACAGUCAGAGUCUCUGAUGAAGGACGUUAUAAGUGUUUUAUUCAGUCCAAAUCCUGGUAUGAUGAUGCUACUGUUGAUGUUAAAGUUGAAGUUGUAGGACAUCCUCCAGUGAUCACUGUAGAUGGGUUUGAUCAUUCAGGAGGGCUUCGUCUACAGUGUGAAUCUGAAGGUUGGUAUCCUGAGCCUGUUCUUGAGUGGCUGAACAGUGAAGGAGUCAGUUUGAGUUCAGAAACUACAGAGACACACAGAAACACAGAUGGGUUCAGUGUGAAACACACUGUCACUGUAUAUGAGAGAGACAGCAAGAUUCACUGCAGAGUCAAACUGAGACAUCACAUGCUGGAGACACUGAUUAUCACCACAAGUAAUAUGUUUAAUUCUUGGAGGACAUCAGUCAUCCUGAUUUCAGUUUUUGUUGUGCUCAAUGUGAUUGCUGCAAUACUGAUAGCUGUGUUUGCUCGUAAAAACAGAGAAUUUUCUUCAGCACUCGAUCGGCUAGAGAAGGAGAAGAGAGGACUACAACAGGCUCUCACACAUUUAAGAACACACUCGGUGAAUGUGAUUCUGGAUGCUGAUACGGCUCAUCCACAUCUCAUCGUGUCUGAUGAUGGGAAACAAGUGAGAUAUGAAAAGACACAAACGAAUGGAGUGGAUGGAGGAAAAAGAUUUGAUGAAGAUCUUGGUGUUCUUGGGAAGGAGGGAUUCUCCUCAGGGUGUUUCUACUUUGAGGUGCAGGUGAACGGACAAACUGCAUGGGAUUUAGGAGUGACCAGAGAAUCUGUUAACAGGAAGGGCGGGAUCCGUCUGAGUCCUGAGAAUGGAUACUGGACUGUGGGACGGAGAGAUGGGUUGUAUCAAGCUCGUGAUUCUUCUGCUUACUCUCUUUCUCUGAGUGUGGAUCCUCAGAGGGUCGGUGUGUUUGUGGUUUAUGAGAAAGGUUUUGUCUUCUUUUACGAUGUGGAGUCCAGCUCUCAUAUCUACUCUUACAUUAAUCAGUCUUUUAAUGACAAACUCUAUCCAUUUGUUUGUUUGGGGUAUUAUAGGAAUACAAACUCCACACCACUGAUCAUCUGUGAUUAUUACUAAUAAGAUCAGUGAAUUUACAUGAUCAACUGAAAUAAAAGAAAACACAAAUAAAAGGGUAACGGCAAUAAAUAGAUAGUAAAGUU
Messenger RNA from Sinocyclocheilus rhinocerous, 1562 nucleotides. Its product is annotated as butyrophilin subfamily 1 member A1-like. The transcript is spliced from 7 exons. Gene Ontology annotation, biological process: regulation of cytokine production; T cell receptor signaling pathway. Gene Ontology annotation, molecular function: signaling receptor binding. Lineage: Eukaryota; Metazoa; Chordata; Actinopteri; Cypriniformes; Cyprinidae. Gene Ontology annotation, cellular component: external side of plasma membrane. Bases 28 to 1479 code for a protein of 483 amino acids. The record is from RefSeq and is a predicted model, not a curated record.